UAGAGCAGCGCAAUCGAGGCUGGACGCGCGCGCGGCCCGGCUCUGGCUCCGGCUCCGGCCUCGGAGGAUGCUGCGCGCCCAGGAUGCUGCCGCGCCUGGUACUGCCCCUGGCGGUGCUCCUCAGCCUGCGCCUGGGCUCCGGCGCGCACGGAACAGAGUUGCCCAGGCCUCCAUCUGUGUGGUUUGAAGCAGAAUUUUUCUCCCAUAUCCUCCAUUGGACUCCCAUCCCGAAUCAGUCAGAAAGCACCUACUAUGAAGUGGAGCUUCUGAAGUAUGGAAUAGACUGCUGGAAGCCCAUCCCCAACUGUAGCCAGACCCUGGUGCCGUCCUGUGACCUCACUUCCGUGACCUUGGACCUGUACCACGACAAUAGCUACAAAGCCAGAGUCCGGGCAGUGGAUGGAAACCAGUAUUCCAACUGGACCAACACGAACACACGCUUCUCCACGGAUGAAGUGACUCUGAUGGUUAGCAGCGUGAAGCUAGAGGUGAACAACGGCGUCAUCCUCGGGUGGAUCCAGCUCCCCAGGCCCAGGAUGGCCCUUACCAGCGACACUUACGAAACCGUCUUCCAACACUUUCGAGAGUAUGAGAUUAAGCUGCGCAAGGUGCCAGGGAACUAUACGUUCAUACAGCAGAAGGUUUACCGUGAAAACUUCAGCCUCUCACCCCCUGGAGAACUGGGAGAGUUCUGUGUCAAGGUGAAGCCAUCUGUGGGCUCCCGAACUAACAGGGCACUGUGGUCCAAGGAAGAGUGCGUCGUGCUCACCCGACAGUAUUUCACCGUGACCAACUUCAGCAUCUUCUUCACCUUCGUACUGCUGCUCUGCGGAGCCCUGGCCUACUGCCUGGCCCUCCAGCUGUGCAUGCGGCGCCAGAGGAAGCUGCCUGCCGUCCUGGUCUUCGAGAAGCCCCAUCCCUUCAGCUUCGUCAUCCAGCUUCCCCGCCCAGAGCCCCGGGACACCAUCCAUCCCCUGGACGAGGAGGCCUUCCCCAAAGUGUCCCCGGAGCUGAAGAACUCGGAGCUGCACGGCAGCACGGACAGCGGCUUCGGCAGUGCCAAGCCAUCCCUGCAGAGCGAGGAGCCCCAGUUCCUCCUGCCUGCGCCGCACGCACCGGCGGGGGGCGCCGUGGGAAAGGGGGUGCCCCGGGAGCUGGCGAACCGCUGCGGCGGCGACAGCAGCAGCAGCACGGACAGCGGAAUCUGCCUGCGGGAGCCCAGCCUGAGUCCCGGCACCAGACCCCACUGGGAGCAGCGGGCGAGGGGCAGCAGCCAGGGCCACGACGACAGUGGCAUUGGUCUAGUCCAAAACUCCGAGGGGCAGCCUGAGGACGUGCAGGGUGUCUCGGCCUUGGGCCACGUCAACCCCUCAGGGCCUGAGGUGCCUGGGGAGGAAGACCCCGACUCCGUGGCAUUCCGGGGCUACCUAAAGCAGACCAGAUGCACACAGGAGAAACCAGCCAAGGCAGGCUGCCUGGAGGAGGAGCUCGCCUCGACAGAGAGCCUUGGCCCCAAGUUCAGGACGUGCCUGGAUGCCGAGGCAGGCUGGCCUCCACCGGCCCUGGCCAAGGGCUAUUUGAAACAGGACCCAGGAAUGACUCAUAUUCCAUCACGGACCCCAGCUGGACAGUGGAAUCCGCCAACUGAGGAAUGGUCCCUUCUGGGUUUGACCGGCUCCAGGGACCCAGGAGCAUCUGACUGCAGCCUAGACCACGAUCUUGCCACUCUGGACUGUAUGGCGGCCCCAGGUGGUCUUCUGGGCAGCUUUGACUCACACCUGGUCACCUUGCCUCUUAUCUCCAGCCUGCACUCAAACGAGUGACUCAGGCUAACGGGAUGCUUUUUGAUUUCAGCCAAGCCCUGCUUGGACCAGAAGGAGGGGCCCCAGGGGUCAGAAGUGACUCAUGAGGCCAGUGUGAGCACCUUCCUGCAAGUUCAGGGGCUCCAGCCCCAGCCAGGCCUGGUAAGGCUGUCCGAAGUGCCCGAGGCAGAGAGAGGCUACCUUGCUGUUCCAGUGCAGGGUGUGUGGACGCCACUGCCUGUUCUGCAGACGGGUCCCCAAAGACUCUGGCAGGACCAGGAAGGGCAGAGCAGAGAUCUCCUCCCUCCUUAGGGCACUUCCUGUACUGUAAAAGAUCGUUUGCUCAGGGGAACCACAGGGUUUUCUGGAACUGCGGCGAGGCCAACAAGCUGAAGUCAGUUCAGACCCAGCCCUCCCUCUUAGGCUAGCCGUGUGCUGGGGCUUCCAGCAGGGUGCAGGGCUGGGAGGGUGGGAGCUUCAGGGCCCCCCUGCAGGGCCAUUUCUAGGAGGAAGAUGGAGGAAGCAGAGACCAAGUUCGAUCUCUGGGAUGGCCACACGGAGAAUCUUCCCGACUGGCAUCCUCCCGGGCAGGGAGCUUGUCAUGCCACUAGACCAAUCCCACACGAUGAAUCUACCCUGCUCAGCCAGCCAGUCCACCAACCACCAUCAUGGAGCCCACAGCGGGUGAACCCCCUGUGACCAAGCCACUCACGACCCCACCCCAUCGCCCCCCCCACCAUCUUGCUGACAGUACUGGAGAAGCCAUGGUUAUUUGUACUGGUCAAAACUCAGCCCUUCAGGGUGUCUGUGGACUUGGGCACCAGCUCACCUGCCCCAGAGGGUCCCGGGCGGGACCUGCGCUUGCAUUUACUGUUGUCAUCUAGCCACAGACCCACGGGACACGGCACCGCCCUCUCAGGGAUCCCCCGUGCGAGCUUGGGGCAGCCACAGGUGGAAUAAGGAUGCCAUCUCCAGGGGGCCCUCCAUGCUGGCCCCGGGGGUGAUGUCUCCCGCCCAGUGUGAGCCCGGGCUGGGAAGAAGGGGACUGUAGAACCCACAUCUGCACAGACACAGCCUCCUUCUCAUGCCGAGGACUGACAGACUUAGCACAGGUCCAUGGUGUCAUGCUCAGAGGACUACCAGACCCUGGGCCCAGAAAGGGGGCGGGUGUGGGCCCUGCUCCCCCAUACUCACUGUUAAGAUUCUGUCUUCAAAGCCAGUUUACAGUCCAUGGGCUCCUAAGCUGGGAGGUGUGACAGGCUUGACAGAUGCCCCGAGAGUCCCUGCUUGGCCCUGCACUUUUCUGUGGCGGUCAGAGAAGACAUGCCAGCUCAGGGGAUCCAGCCAGAACCGCCCCUUGCCCCCCCCCCCCAUAGUCUACCAAGAGGUUCUCAGGUGUCUCAUAACUCCGCCUGGACACUUGAGGUUUGCGGAGUUCCUCAGGGUUCCCUUGGAAGGUUUAUUUAUUUAUCCUGUUACCUUAUUUAUUGAAGAGACAGCACAAUACCGUGAAAGAAUUCGGAGUAUUCAAGAACUUGGUUCUGACCCGACCCCCACUCCUGGGUUCUAGUUCUGACCCCACUGUUUGUAGCAUUUCCUCAUCUGUAAACCGAAGAGCAUCGGUUUAUGCCUGAUGCGUUCCGUUCACAGGGAUGUGAGUUUCCACCGAGGGGGCGGGUCUGAAAGGGUCUUGAAAGAAAAGCUCUGUAAAUCAGGGGUGUAGGUUUUUUAUUUGAAUAAAUGGUCAGGACCACAGGAAUCUUGUGAAACCAGUCAAAUUUCUGAUGACGCGGUGGCUGGGGGGAGACUCAAAUUGCUGAUCGUUGAAGUUGAUAAGGAAAACAAUGUGUGAUGUCGCUUUAGCAGAAAUGAAGACUUAGGCUCAAACCAGACACAGGUCUGAGCCCGCAUAAGAACAUGAUGUAACAGGUAUGUAAUGUAAUGAAGGAGAUUGUGACGCUGUAUGUAAAUGAGAGAGAUGUUCUUUUGGAAGGCUGAAAAGGAAAUGUAGAAGACAAUGGGGUUUUUGCUUUUUUUGAGAGCGCGUGAGCGGGGGAGGGGCAGAGAGAGAGGUCAAAGGAUCCGAAGCGGACUCUGCGAUGACAGCAGAGAACCCAACUUGAACUCACGAACCACGAGAUCAUGACCUGAGCUGAAGUCGGAUGCUCAACUGACUGAGCCACCCCGGCGCCCCAAGACAAUGUUCUGAGUGUGGAUCCUGACCACCUGGAAAAGAGAGCAGACCUUCCUGGAGCCCCACCACCUGCUCCCCCCGGGCCUGGAGGUGCAUCCCACGGGUGCUUCUCAUAAGUGCGGAAGCCAUCUGCAUUUGAUUCUGAAAGCAGUCUGCUCUUUCCACGAAAAGCCACACGUGGGUUUGAAUCUCUCCCCACGCUCAGCCCAGCAGAUAGAGCAAACUUGGGGUCCACGGCCAGGGUCUCUGGUGCACUUUGCCCUUUGUCCCAGCCCAGAUCCUCGAGGAGGUGAAUGGGAACACCUCUUCGCCGUUUCUCUGGGUCACCUCUCCUGUGAUGCUUCUCCCCAUUUCGCUCAGAAAAUCAGCGGUUCUGGGGAAGCGCUGAUCGUACCAUCUUCAGAGAACUUGACUAAUACUAUGCCAUUUGGGACCUGCCCAGACUUCUGCCCCAGAGGCUUCCCUGUCCUAUUCUUGUGAAGUGUGGCUUCGGCCACUUUCUCCUGGAUACGAGUGUUGGAGAUGACCUCUGGCCUCAGGGAAAGACCCCUGAGGCAGGCUGCGUAAAGAAGGGCAGAGGGGUGAGUACAAAGACUGAGAGAGUAAAAGGAAUCAGCAACUGGUGCUGGAUGCGCUGGGAGAGACCAAAUGCAGAGCAGCUUGCAGAACAGAGUCCCAGGAUGUGGGCUCUGCUACACGCCUCACCUGCUUCCCUUGUGACGCACGAGUGGGAGUUUGUGCUGGGUCCCCUCUGCCUUGAAGCCCCUCUCUGUCUGCCCGGCACAGACAGCCAGGGCUCGUGGGGGAAACGGCGUUCUACCCACAGUUGGUGCUGAGAUGCUCACAGGCUUCUCGGGAAUUUCGACUCAAGUCCCCAAGAGAAGGCCCUCUUUGUUCUUAAACUGAGUAAUCUCCCUCAGGGCUUUUCCAGGCUGAGGAAUGUGUGAUUCUGCAUUUCUGUGAGCUAACGGAACUUCCUCUUACCCAGGAGAUGGGGGAAAUGGACCCACGUUGACCAAACAGGAAAUUCUAUUGAACUCUUUUCCCAACUUUCUAAAUAGCUGUAUCAAAGAAUCUGCCUUGUCUUCCCCGAAGAUCUCUACCCCUCCCCCACCCCACCUGCAAGGCACGCACCA
This is a messenger RNA of Hyaena hyaena (striped hyena), 5132 nucleotides long. It is a transcript of the gene IL10RA, whose product is annotated as interleukin 10 receptor subunit alpha. Bases 84 to 1823 code for a protein of 579 amino acids. Gene Ontology annotation, molecular function: protein binding. The transcript is spliced from 7 exons. The record is from RefSeq and is a predicted model, not a curated record. NCBI's taxonomy places the organism in Eukaryota, Metazoa, Chordata, Mammalia, Carnivora, Hyaenidae.